Dicentrarchus labrax (European seabass) is the source of this 6335-nucleotide messenger RNA. Its product is annotated as adapter molecule crk. The transcript is spliced from 3 exons. NCBI's taxonomy places the organism in Eukaryota, Metazoa, Chordata, Actinopteri, Moronidae. Bases 337 to 1293 code for a protein of 318 amino acids. Gene Ontology annotation, molecular function: protein binding. The record is from RefSeq and is a predicted model, not a curated record.
AAGGAAAAAAAAAAAAAAAAAAAACUUUUCCCCGGAUCCGCCAUUUCAGUGCGCGAGUUUCUUGUUGCACAUUAGUUUAGAUUUAUUUAUUUUGUGUCACUUUAAACGCAACAAUCUGUCCCACUCUCGGCUUCUUGUGGCGCCACGUAAAUCCCGCCAACCGCACCGCCUCGAGACUCCGCCGUUUUUUUUUUUUACCUAUUUCUUCCUCGUGUGAUUUUGUUUCCAGCGGGGGGACUCGAACCAAAAAGUUGUUUGUAUGAGUCGCGGUUAGCGAGAGGCGAAGGGGGAACAGGCCUCAAGCCUCUCGGACGGGAUUUUCACGACCCCCCCCCAAUGGCGGGUAAUUUCGACGCCGAGGACCGCGCUAGCUGGUACUGGGGACGGUUGAGCCGCCAGGACGCCGUCUCCCUCCUCCAGGGGCAGCGGCACGGCGUGUUCCUGGUGCGGGACUCGAUCACCAGCCCCGGGGACUACGUGCUGUCCGUGUCGGAGAACUCCAAAGUGUCCCAUUAUAUCAUCAACAGCAUCAGCAACAACCGGCAGUCGGGCUCAGGUCUGGCUCCUCCUCGGUUUCGGAUCGGGGAUCAGGAGUUUGAGGCGCUGCCGUCCCUGCUAGAGUUUUACAAGAUCCACUACCUGGACACCACCACGCUCAUAGAGCCCAUAAACAAGGCCAAGAACACGGGGUUCGUCAGCGCCUCUGCCGGCGUCCCGCAGCAGCCCGAUGAGGCGGAGUUCGUGCGGGCGCUGUUUGACUUCCCCGGCAACGACGAGGAGGACCUCCCCUUCCGCAAGGGCGACAUCCUGCGCGUGCUGGAGAAGCCGGAGGAGCAGUGGUGGAACGCCGCGAACCAGGAGGGCCGAGCCGGGAUGAUCCCAGUGCCGUACGUGGAGAAGUACCGGCCCGCGUCGCCCACCGCUGCCGGCCUGGGUCCCCCCGUUGCGGGGACUGGACAGGGGGUGCUUGUCGGAGGGGUGGCGGGCAGCACAGACGGAACAGGGGCGGCUCAGGCCACCCCUCCGGUGGACCCAGGCCAGUACGCUCAGCCUGUGGUCAACGCCCAUCUCCCGAACCUACAGAACGGGCCUGUCUUUGCCCGAGCCAUUCAGAAGAGGGUGCCCAACGCCUACGACAAGACGGCGCUCGCUCUGGAGGUGGGAGACAUGGUAAAAGUGACCAAGAUCAACGUGAACGGCCAGUGGGAGGGCGAGUGCAAGGGCAAACGAGGCCACUUUCCCUUCACCCACGUUCGACUGUUGGAACAGCACAAUCCCGACGACGAGAGCUGAGGAACGCACGCUCUCUCUCUCCCUCCCUCCCUCCCGCCGCCUUUCCGACAGCGUCCGGCACAAAACCCUUCUCCUCCUUCGUCACGCUCGGAAAAGAAAAAGAUUUCUACAAGCACACAGUAUAUGAACCUAUGAGCUGCGCCGGUCAGGCACCCCUGACCCUGCCAAUGCAAGACGUGUCGGGUGAUCUUACCUAAUGUCAUUUUGAAGAGUUUACAAGGUCAGACUGAUAUCGGUUCGCCUAUAUUAGCUUAUUUUUUAAAAGGAUUACACACUGCUGCUGUCGCUCCUCGCCUACAGCCUCAUAAAGAAAAAAGCAUUAAAUAUUUCUUGUAUUCAGAUAGAUAGCAGCGUUUAAUAUUUAUUAAUGUUAAAGGAACAGUCCUGUGUGUUGUCUUAUCCACAAUCACAUAGGAAGGUUUAUUGUUACAGAGAUGAGUGUGUUUAGCCUAGCUUAGCUUAGCUCCACAAACUGAAAGCAGGGGGAAGCAGUUAGCCUACUGGAAGAAACUCCGAAGCGGUUUUAUUUCCUUCUUGUGCUGAACGGGUGUAGAAAUGAGACACUAUUUAAGGGUGCGUUCACAACGUGUUUGGUUCAAACAAACUCUGGCGCGUUUACUCGUUUUGGGUUCGGUUCAUUUUGGCUGACGUGGAAGCUGUUAAUUGAUCAAUUGAUUGAUUUGAAAAGUAGGAUUUCAGUUUCCAAACCAACUCAAAAGGAUUUUUUGUGAAAGUUGAUGUGAUUUUUGUUUUUAUGAAUUCAAAAGAUAGACUACUCUUACAUCCAUCUGCUGACCGGGAACCGAUGAGAUGAAUAAAAUCUCCUAAGUGAUUUACACACACUAUAAUUACGCAGGAUGAUCUGGUAACCAUGGUAACGCGUGCGUUUGGGGAUCAGAGGUGCUUGUGUCUCACUCUGUAUUUUAUCAGUUCCUCAUUUAAAAAGAGGAGAAACGGUAAAUAUCCUCCUCUAAUGAUACGACACGCCUCUUUCAUCAUCCUGUUUCUACACAUUAGGCAUUAUCUCUUUAACUCUUCUGGUUUAAGUUGCAGUCUUGACCAAGUGAUGCUUGUAGCCAUUCAUAAGCUGCAUGACUUGCAGUUAGUCACUGAUGAUGCACUGACAGUGAGUCAGCUAAACUGUCUGAUCAAUGAGUCACCUGCAGGGUGGCAAAUCCGCAUCAGAGAGUGGCUGCUUGGUUUCAGACACUAAAUAAUGAUUUACUGGGGAGUGGCUGGUGAAUUUGAACCGUUUAUCCGUCUGCUGCUGGCGUUCCCCGUCCCGGUCGCCUGUCGGUCCGUAUCAUUUAAUGUGGACAGCUGGGAAACCACCGCCCAAAGAUCCUUUUAAUUCUUUGCCGUCGAAUGAACCAAACUACUACGCAGUAAAACGUCUGAGCUGUUUCGUGAUCAAUAGAAGCUACUAAUCCUAAAAUGAUUCAAUCAGGGGUUUUGAACGACUUCUGGGAGACGUUCAGUGGGAAGAAGGAGUGAAAAUUGUUGGCAAAAUGUCACUUUUUGAUCCAGAACCGAGCAGCGUCAGGCGACAGUAACCGAUAUCAGUCGAUCCCUAGUUUACACACCUCCAGCACAGUAUUUGAAGUCUGCACAUACACAGCAGAGUGGAGCUACUCUUCCAUCCUGUGGUGUCUGUCUGUCUGUGCGUCCCCACCCACUACAUCUCAUUCAUACGCAGAGGGGGAAACAGGGAAAAAAAAUCGAAUUGCACACAGGAGACAAAACACUCUCACAGAAUCAUGAAUCAGUGAGUUUUUGUAGUGCUAGACUGUGAAACCUCGGACUUUAUCCCCCCCCCACCCAGGACGGUCCUCCUUCGCCAAGACGACGUCACCAACUUAUUACAUCCCUCACUACAGACCAAGUCCUUUUUCUUUUUGUACUAAAAGUGGAAAAUAUUAUGAUAGAAUUGACUAUAUACACACACCUUACAUGCUAAAAUACUGUAAACAUGUUUUUCCUUCCUUUAUAUUUGAGUUACUUUUUUCUACCAGAGACUGUACACCUAUUAUUAUUAUUAUUAUUAUUAUUAUUAUUAUUAUUAUUAUUAUUUUAUGCUCCUCUUUUAAAACACUAUUCAGCGCCAACAUGGAUGACUUCACAGAACAAAAUAAGCACCCUUUCAUGGAGGAAGGAAAGAUUCCCUUGAGGCUGUUGUUUAGAAGAUGACAGGAGAAAGGUUGAGGGAUUUUAUUUUUGUCUUCCAGCUGGCUCUAACAUUCGGAGAGAUGCUCGUCGGAUAAACAUCCACCCUAAAACACUAAUUCCAUUUGCAUCUUUUACGUACAAAAAGACACUUUAUGCCGUGCCGGUCGUUAUCUGUGGGUUUUUUUAUAUUGUUUCUCAUCCUCAUUGAAUGCACAUGCUGUUAUUACACAUAAAGCUUUUUAUAAACACACAUGGGCCCACUGAGCAUUAUGUCACUGAAUAUAAACCAUAAAAAAGGUCUGUUGCUGUAGGAAUUUUAGCUAAAUGGCGAUGCACCCUUUGACCUUUUGGCUCAAAAGCAGGCAGAUCACAAACAUUGCCCCCCCCCCGUUAUAACACAGUGAACACUAAUUAGGCGGCUUGCAGGGGGUUGUAAAGUGCAGUAAACGCCGAUGAGACGGAUGUAACGCUGUUCAGUCCCUCCAGGAAGUUGUGAUUUUGCACAGAAAUCUGCACGACUUUGCAAUUUCAUCUCAACUUUUCCUGCAAAUCUGACCAAUCAACGUAGCAGUGCCCAACGUUGAGCUAUAUGUCCGAAAACUACUAGCGACUAGCACAUAUUGUUGCCUAAAAACGAGGAAAAACUGAUGUGAAAUCAGGCAUUUUUAGGCUGCAACAACCUCCAAGAAAAAAGGCUGCAAAAUCCUGCAGGGAUUGACAGUUGCCGGUGACAAUAACACGUGUAUUUUAAAGGUCCAGUGUGUCGGGUUUUAGUGGCAUUUAGCGGUAGUGGUCGACCAAUACGCCGAUGUUUAGAAAGCAGGGCUGCAAACAGCCGGAAUAAAAACAAAGAAAAGUCUUGUAUAAUUCAGUUCUAUAAGAAAUUUAGGUAAAUGUUCAGGACUCAAAACCAACUUUUUCACCACCUUCCCAGAUAAAUGAAUCAGUCUAUCUCUAUCUGGCAGUAUUUGUUACUAUCUAGGAACCAACUUGGUGGCUGACAAUGAUUAUACACUAAUGAAAACAUCGUUGUUCUGCUGUUAGAUCCUGCUAAAUGUUACACACUGGGCCUUUUUACGACAUAAAAAUAUGGUCUUAUUACUCAUGUAGCUAAUUAAGAUGAACUACAAUGGAUGCUUCUGUCAGUCGCUGGGGGGGGGUAACCCUAACCCUAACCCUGCAGAGUUACAUCGUCUCUACCUCAGCCUCGAUCAAUCAGUCACUAAAUGUGUGUUUUGAUACUUUAAAAAAAUGAAUUGAACUCACAUGAAUACCUUUUUUUUGUGCUUUCCAAUACAAGUUCAACUGGGGUCAGAUGUAUAAACGAUUCAUUAAUAUCAUUAAUAGUUCACUUCGCACAGUAUUUAUAAUAUUUAUGAUAAAGACUUAAGCGGGAGGAGGUCUCGCACAUGCAUGGAAACAGCGUAUGGAUGGUUUGUGUGAUUGUGAAGCAGAAAUAGGAGAAUAAUCUAUUAUAGAUUUAAAAAAAGUCACAUUUAUAAUUCCUUUGGUGUCUUCUGAGUGCUUUAAAUGAUCCCAGCUGUGUGUCCUUAUACAAAAUACGACUAAUAUUUGGUGAAAUUGAACUAUACUGCUGCUCUUUUAAGUGCCAUGGAGCAAAAUAAAUGAGUGCAGAUGCAAAUUUCUGCAACAUUUAUCUCAAACCUGCACAGAAUGUUUAUGCAUCUGAUCCCUGUUACCCUGAAAUGUCGUCUUGAGUUUACGAUGUGUCUUUAUACAUUAUAAAAUGUUUCCCUCCAUUUGUUUUCUUAUUGAGACUCAAAUUUAAGGAAAUCUUUUUUUUUUUUUUCUGUAUGCCUUAUUAAUGCCAUAUUUUUAUUACCGUGAUUAUGUUUAUUAAGAGUCAUAUACAGCCCUGUGUAUAUAUAUAUAUUAAUAAACACAUGCAAUAUUUCUAAGCCCCCAUAUUCCACGUUUUCUUUGUUAAGGUGAAAUAUUCGAGCCCAGAAAAACUAUAAAAAUAGAGCUCAUGUGGCAGUUAAUGUUAUAUAAUAUGUCACCUACCUGUGUUCAUGCUGUAGGCGACCAAUUAACACUAAAUGGCUGCUGGUUGCAGUCCAAUAGUUAUAAAAGUGUGCUGCUGCAAAUGUGUUUUUGCUUUUAAAUAAACUAAAAUAAGACGUAGAUGAACCCAAAUGUCACAUAUUAGGACGUUUAAAUGAUCUAUUGUUUAAUUUGUAAACACAGAAACAUAAACUGAAGAUGCAAAAUGUGUUAAAUUAAAUUUAUUUCCACAUGUUUUUAAUUAAUUGGAUCAAAAUGUUGCCACAUUCCCCUUUUUUUUUAAUGGUUUCACAGACUGGACUGUCCUUUCUGUAGUGGUACCACUUCAUUUUUAAAGUUGAAUCCUGUAUGUUUGUUGUUGCCUUUAAUGCAGAGUGUUAAUCGGGUAUUUGCAUUCAGAUGCACGGCACUGAACUCGCCUUUAGAGAGAAAACACUCUCAUUUCACUGUCAGGACAUUAUUGUAAGUUAGUCAGUUAGUUGGAGAGCAAUGAAUACUUUAAAAACAAACACCACUGAUGAUCCAACAAUGUGCACCUUAUCUCCUCUACAGCUCCACAAAGAGAAACACGUCUCUUCAUGCCAAAUAACGUUCUUUUAGUUGUUGUUGUUGUUGUUUUCCUUUUGCAAUGAUCACAUAUUUUUGCUUUUGUGCCACGUCAGCCUGACUUUGAAGAGGACCAGAACAAGCAAAAGUAGGAUUUUUGUUUUAAAGAGAUUGUACGAUAUGUUAAAACAUGUUAUGAAAAUAUAUUAUUUGAAGUUAAAUUUUACUUUUUUUUUUUUGGUAGCAUGUAAUGUGUUAAUAUACCUAGUCAAUAAAAAUGUACCAAAUGGUCAGUUUGGGCUUUA